Molecule: messenger RNA, 788 nt
Organism: Symbiodinium sp. CCMP2456
Lineage: Eukaryota; Dinophyceae; Suessiales; Symbiodiniaceae
Source: the annotation of a GenBank genome assembly
GCUCAGAUAGCGACAGUCGCAGCGGAAGUGCCGCUGCCGCGGAGGAAGAGAUUGAGCCUCCAGGCAGUGCCACGGUGCCGGCCAGCAAUACGACCGGCUCCCAUGCAGCGCAGCGACGAGAGGCCGAGGGAAGCACCCGUGGCCGCUUCUCCCCCGCGAGCACCUUCUGUUCCCCCGCCGAGACGAACGGCCGAGGUAUCCAGGGGUGGUUGCCAGCGGUCGCGGUCGCUGGAAGCCGGACGCGAGGUCCCGGCUGCAUCGCCCGGCUCUCGCGCGCAGGAGGCGGUCGCGCCGCGGCCACUUUCCAAAGUCCCUACCAUCAACGUGCCGCCCAUGGUGACCAUGGUGCAGCAAUCUCAGCCAACCCCAGCACAGAACACACCGUCUUCGAUGUCAAGAUCUCACACGUGCCAAAGCCCAUUGUCACGGUCGAGAGCAUGUGGCAUCGGCAGGUGCCUCGGGGGCAGCCCAACACCGAGCCCCAAGUCCAAGUCGUCGAGCUCAGGGCAUGUCCGCUCCACCUUUCCUUUUGCUUCGUCGACGCCCAGGGUUGGCUGGCCCACGCAGAGCCAGGUGUACUCGACGCCUUUGUACCACAUGCCGCAGCAGCCACGCCCCUUCGCGCUGACCCCGCACAAGCCUGCUGUUGCACAAAGCUUCGUGCGUGGAGCACCGAAUGGAGGACUGACAGCAAGCGCGCAGCCGCCUCUGUUUCAAGCUCAAGGUGGUCCUGGGCAGCGGCGUACUUCGCCAGGUACUGCCGAGGCACAGUUGGAUAUCUGGCCUGA